AUGGCGGCAUUAUCUGAAUAUGAAAACGCUAUGUUCCUUGAGCUUAUGGAUGAUGACGGGCUGUUUGUCACAGCCAAGGGUUUGAGUUUUGAGCGAGUUAUCGCGAGUUUUCUGAAGAUUCAUUGUGUUACGAGCGAUCCUUCCUCAAUAUCUUUAGUCCUUGUGAUCAACACGACAGAUCAGGAAGAGGACUAUAUUCUUGAUGAACUUAAGUCUUCAGAUGUUCCACUGCCAAAAGUUAUCACCACUGAAUUCACCUCUUCAGAGAGAGAGUCUGUGUAUCUUUCUGGAGGUGUCCUUUUUGUCACUUCAAGAAUCUUGGUUGUAGACAUGUUGACAAAGAAGCUGCCCAUUCAUCUGGUGACAGGAAUUGUUGUAUUACGUGCUCACAAAAUAAUAGAAUCUUGUCAGGAGGCUUUCAUUCUUCGAUUAUACAGAGAAAACAAUAAGACUGGUUUCAUCAAAGCCUUAUCAGACAAUCCUCAGGCUUUUACUUCAGGUUUUUUUCAAGUGGAAAAAGUGAUGAAGAAUUUAUUUGUAAGAAGACUAUAUCUUUGGCCUAGGUUUCAUGCAACAGUUUCAGCAUUUCUGGAAAAACACAAGCCAGAGGUUAUUGAGCUUCAUCUCCAUCUAACACCUUCCAUGCUGGCAAUUCAAACAGCAGCUCUUGAUCUGAUCAAUACAUGCCUUAAGGAGCUGAAGAGAGCAAAUCCAACACUUGAUGCAGAUGAUCUGACUGUAGAGAACAGUAUCAGCAAAUCCUUUGACAAAAUCCUGAGAUUUCAACUUAAUCCUGUUUGGCAUCAACUGGGAAACAAGACAAGACAGUUGGUUGCUGAUCUUAAAGUUCUCCGGCUUAUCCUACUCUAUCUUACACAAUAUGACUGUGUGACAUUUUACAACUUUCUGGAAUCACUCAGGGCUAGUCAACGUGAUGUCAAGAAUCAUUCACUUUGGAUGUUCAUGGAUGCUGCAGAUUCCUUGUUUGUGCAUGCAAAGGCAAGGGUUAUUGAAUUUACUGAAAGUAAAAACAAGAAAAUGAAAGGAGAAACAUCACAACAGAAGGAAGAGAAUUCUAAAGGCUACAGCAGUGACAAGGAUCAGAAAGAGGAAUUAGUUCUGGAGGAGAGUCCGAAGUGGAGGCUUGUGUCAGAAGUGUUAGCAGAGAUUGAGCGGGAUGAUGCUGAUAAUGACAAAUUUGGACCUGGUCAUGUUCUGAUUGCUGCUUAUGACGAAAGGACGUGCUCACAGCUCAGAGAUUACCUCUGUGAUGGAAGCGAAGCUGUUCUCACUCGCCUUUACAACAAGUUAAUAAAACCUGCAGCAACAGUGGCUGAGACGUCAGAGACAGCUUCCGUAAGUGGAGAUACUCUGCAAAGUGACGCUAGUGCAAACAUUUCCAACAAAAAGGAUUUACCGUCAUCCCGUCAACGCCAUGUUCAACCUGGAAAAAAAGGGAAAUCAAAAAGGAAAGUGGCUGCCCCAAGGAAGAAAGCGCCUUUAGAUCAGUCAGAUGAAGGAAACAGUGCAUCGAAGACCCAGUUAUUCAAAGGAUCAAGAUCAAAUGUUCUUUUGAGGCCAGGUGAAGUAAACAAAGCGGCAGAACAGGACUCCCCUCCAAUAAAACUGCUGUCAUCACGAAUGACCAUCAUUCAUCCUCUAACAGGUUGCAGUGAUCGUUACAGUUUGCUGAGGACUCUUUGGGAAGUAGAGCCUCGAUAUGUUGUGCUUUAUGAUGCGCAAAUGCAGUUUAUACGCCAACUUGAGGUUUAUAAGGCAUCCAGACCUGGAAUUCCUCUUCGUGUUUAUUUCUUAAUCUACGCUGGUUCAGUCGAGGAACAGAAAUACUUGACAACUCUUCGGAAAGAAAAAGAAGCGUUUGAAGUGCUGAUAAAAAAUAAAGGGACCAUGGUUGUCCCAGAGGAACGUGAAGGUAAAACAAGUGCAGCCAUGAUGUUGAGUAGAGACCCGUCUAAGGCGACAGAUGCUGUGAGCACUAGGAAAGCAGCAACAUGCGACGAAGGAAAUAAGCAAUCAAGAAAGGUCAUUGUCGACAUGCGGGAGUUUCGCAGUGAGCUUCCUUCACUGAUUCAUCGGAGAGGGAUUGAUGUAGAACCUGUGACUUUAGAGGUUGGUGAUUACAUUCUUACCCCAGACAUUUGUGUGGAGCGUAAGAGUGUGAGUGAUUUGAUUGGCUCGCUCAACAACGGAAGACUGUAUCACCAGGCUGUGGCUAUGGUCAGGUUCUACAAAAGACCCAUUUUGUUGAUCGAGUUCGAUCCAAACAAGUCAUUUUCCCUGCAGGCGAAGUCAAGUUUGUCAAGUGAGGUAUCCUUCAAUGACAUAUCUUCCAAGUUGACUUUACUUACACUUCAUUUUCCUAAGUUGAAAAUCUUGUGGUGUCACAGCCCGUAUGCAACAGCUGAGCUUUUUGACGAUCUGAAGGCAAAAUGUCUUGAACCAGAUGCCGCCACAGCCAUGGCUGUGGGCUCUGACUCCACAGCAGUUGCCUCAGAUGUUACAUACAACAUUGGACCACAGGACUUCAUUUUAAAGCUUCCUGGCAUAAAUUUCAAGAACUACCGAUCUGUCAUGAGAAACGUGGAGAGUGUUCAAGAACUUUUCACACUGCCUCAGGAAAGGCUUGCAAAUAUUUUGGGCAAUGCUAACAGUGCUAAACAACUCUGGGAGUUUAUUCACACCGAUAACAAAGGUCGUGUGCAGCCACAAACAUCCUCGAAAGUAAGAAGAUGAACUUCUUGGACUUGUUGAAAACAAGCUGUCACAGUAUAGUAUGUAUAGAGGAAAUAAAAAUUUACCAUGGGCAAA
Pocillopora verrucosa is the source of this 2829-nucleotide messenger RNA. The record is from RefSeq and is a predicted model, not a curated record. Lineage: Eukaryota; Metazoa; Cnidaria; Anthozoa; Scleractinia; Pocilloporidae.